CAGUUCUGCGCCCACAAGUAUUGGAAAAGCACCAACAAUUCAGCAACUUACACUUGCAUUAGCGUCGGUAAAAUGGAACCAUCGGACAAAUUGUUUGCGCGCUCGUACCACUUUCUCGAUGAGCAUGGGGAAAACAUUCCAUUGCGAGCUUCCAUCGGCGGGAGCUCAUGGACAGCAGCCGGUGGAGGCUCAUUGCCGCACCACCGACGACAGCGCAAAACACUGAUGUCUUCUUCCAAGACCAGAGAAAAUCAGCACGAAUCCUUUAACUCAUCGGCAUCGUCGGUGCGCUCAAUCGCAACCCGGUGGAGUGACAACACAUUGGUGCAAUCGGUCUUGAUGGCCGAUGGACUCUACGUGCCGGAUGUUGAGGUGGAGACUUCCCCUGAGCAAUUGCCUUCCCGAUACUCGAAAGCUAACGUGAAGUCUAAGGCCACUUGGUUUGGAGCGCUUUGUUUGGCUGGUAUUGGAAUGUUUGUCGAAGCUUACGUAAUCAUUACCACGGGACAGAUCAAAACUAUUUGGCACAGCAAUUAUCCCACUUGCUGGGAAGCCGACAAAGACCAGCCUUGUCCCAACAAGAUUCAAUGUUGCGUCAGCUAUGCAGAAUUUGCUGGGAUAAUGAUUGGUAUGCUUACGUUUGGCACGGUAGCAGAUCGGGUAGGUCGCAAGCAAGCCGGGACCUUGACAUCUAUUGUAAUGAUUGCCGGCAUUGGCGGAAUGACAUUCUUUGAUAGUGAUAACAUUUCCACACUGUUUGUUGUCUUUUCCUGUUUUUUCGCCGUUUUCGGAUUUGGAGUUGGGGGUGAGUAUCCGCUGACGGCAACUCAAGCAGCUGAGCACCACGCCGAAAGCGCGGAGGACGCUUUACAAGACGACGAGGAAACUCGUCAUCAUCGCCUGCUGAUGGAAAAGGCCAAAACGGCUCGACGUGGUGAAACUAUAUCCUUAGUUUUCGCCAUGCAAGGAGUCGGUGCAGUUGUAGGGAGUCUGCUGUUGCUCUCUCUCAUUUUCUUUUCUGGUCAAGGUCGCGUAGAUUGCUAUAGUUUGUCGGCAAAUUCACGCGGAACGGAUGUCAACGCGCUGGAGACCAUUUGGCGGAGCUUCUACUUGAUCGGGCUUAUAAUGGUUUGCAUGUUGUUCAUCUAUCGAUCAUUGGUCCUCGAAGAGGGCGAUGGUUGCGCUAUGAUGGCCGCUCGAAAAGAGCGGCGAGAAACUAAACACGGAAAGGAUGUUAUGAAAAAACGCUGGUGGCAUAUCUUUUGGUUUUAUACGCCACGUCUGCUCGGUACAGGCGGAAACUGGUUUGUCUGGGAUGUAACAUUUUAUGGAUUGAAACUUUUUUCUGGUCCAAUAUUUGACGAUAUCAAUCCUGGAGGGGACCUAAUGGUACAAAACGGAUACUUGUUGAUCAACAAUCUAUGCGCCCUUGUCGGUUACUACUGCGCGGCUAGGGUAAUCGAUAAUCCUUUCAUUGGGCGGAAGCGCUUGCAAAUGUUUUCAUUCGCUGUAUCUGCAAUUCUAUUCAUGGCGACGGCCGCCGUUUUCGACACAGCUAGCUCGGGUGCUAUCAUGUUUCUUUUCUUUGCUAGCAGCUUUUUUGGAAAUUUUGGAGCAAAUGUUACAACCUACGUCAUGGCAGCUGAAACGUAUCCAACAGAACUUCGUGGCACGUUUCACGGGCUGUCGGCGUUUCUCGGAAAGGCUGGAGCUCUUUUUGCGAAUAUUGGAUUCACUUAUCUUUCAACAGAUGAAAUUUUUUGGGCGUGUGGGGCAUGUGCAAUUACCGGCUUCUUUUUGACCUACGUCUUUUCGGUUGACUUGACAGGAGUUUCUCUGGCGGAGCACGACGCACUCUUGGAGCUCCUUUAUGCGAACCGGGUUGGUCGAUAUCGAGGCAAGCUGAAUGAAUACCGCCACUUAUCCAACUUUGAGAUCUGGACAGGUUGGCAUGGGGAAUACGAUCAGGACUGGGUUCGUAAGCUGAUUGCUGACGAGGAAAAAACGAUGCACCCUAUCCACCUUCCGGGGGAACCGAGUCUUGAUGGAAAACAAAAGGUGUAGGAAGGCAACACAGUUAUUAACUUUAAGGAAGAAAGAACUAGGUAGUUGAUCACGAAUCUGUGGGUAAACAAAGAGCUUUACCGCGUACAUUC
Phaeodactylum tricornutum CCAP 1055/1 is the source of this 2156-nucleotide messenger RNA. RefSeq lists its product with no specific name. Gene Ontology annotation, molecular function: transmembrane transporter activity. The record is from RefSeq and is a predicted model, not a curated record. Lineage: Eukaryota; Bacillariophyta; Bacillariophyceae; Surirellales; Neidiaceae. Bases 73 to 2064 code for a protein of 663 amino acids. Gene Ontology annotation, biological process: transmembrane transport. Gene Ontology annotation, cellular component: membrane. The transcript is spliced from 4 exons.